UGCAGGAUGUGGUGAGGGCGCUGGCGAUGGGGUCGUGCCUGCCGGCGGACCACCGACCAAUAGAGGUGUCGGAGAAAGGGGGAGGCGGCAGGAGGAGGGAUGAGGAGGCGCCCGGGAGGAUCGCCGGGAGUGGGACGGGCAAUGUGGCCUGCCUGUUCACGCGGCAGGGGAAGAAGGGCACCAACCAGGAUGCCAUGGUCGCGUGGGAGAACUUCAACGGGAGAUCAGACACAGUAUUUUGUGGAGUUUUUGAUGGUCAUGGUCCACAUGGCCAUCUUGUAGCGCGGAAAGUAAGAGAUACUCUCCCUCUGAAGCUGUGUGAUUUGAUAUACGAUGACUAUGGAGAGAGCCCAACCAGCAAUUCAGAUGGAUCAGUUUUAGAAGAGACCUUAUCUCCAUACCCAGAUGCAGAUGACAAAUCUCUCACAUUUGCUGGACAGAAAGAAGAACACCGAGAAUUCUUCGACUCAAUGAAAGAGUCUUUCCGAAAAGCUUUUAGAGUCAUGGACAAAGAGCUUAAAUUACAUCGGAACAUAGAUAGCAUUUGCAGUGGAACUACUGCCGUUACUUUAAUUAAACAGGGUCAGGAUCUUAUCGUCGGGAAUCUAGGUGACUCUAGAGCUGUAUUAGGCACCAGAGAUCAGGAUGGCCGUUUGGUUGCUCAUCAGUUGACAGUUGACUUAAAACCGGAUCAUCCAAGAGAGGCUAGGAGGAUCAAGCGAUGCAAUGGAAGGGUCUUUGCUCAUCAGGAUGAACCAGAUGUGGCUCGCCUUUGGCUUCCUAAUUGCAACUCUCCUGGCCUAGCAAUGGCACGAGCUUUUGGUGAUUUCUGUCUAAAGGAUUUUGGGUUGAUCUCUGUACCUGAGGUCACCUAUAGGCGAAUCAUUGAGAAGGAUGAGUUCAUUGUCCUUGCCACUGACGGGGUGUGGGAUGUUCUGUCCAACCAGGAAGUGGUGGAAGUUGUUGCCUCAUGCUCUGGCCGUUCUGCUGCAGCUCGUGCCGUUGUCGAUUUAGCAAAUCAAACUUGGAAAUUCAAGUACCCUACCUCCAAAAUGGAUGACUGCGCAGUGAUCUGCCUUUUCCUGAGCAAGGAUGCCACUGUAGGUGGUUUAUCCGGGCUGUCUGUUGGGCUAUCAGGGAUGUCUGUUGGUAGCAAGGGAAUUGAAUCUAGUCCAGGGAUGCCAGCCCGAUUGAUGAACCCCCAGCGCAACAGUAAAAGGGAUAUUCCAGAGGAUGCUGAUGAUGAAUGUUACUUGAAUAUAAGUGGAGAUGAGAGAUCCUUGGAGGGCUUCACCCGGUUGAACACGCUUUUGGCACUACCGAAGUUUUGUGAUACAACUCCAACCAAAAAAUGAAGUUUACUGAUAUAGCUGUGCGAGUCUGCAACCAGCCGGCACACUGGCUGAUGUUUUGGAGAUGAGAGCAUUAUUGGCUAUAUUAGCAUGCCCGUUGAGCUCCCAUCCGGAUGUCGGUUUACCUUAUCUAAUGAUGAGUAGGGUUGCUGUUUUUGUAAAUCCUAACUCGCAUUUGGUUACUGAGUUGUUCAACAUACGUUGGGGAGGCAUCUUUUAAUCUGCUUAGUGCUGGCUUUGCUGCCCUUGAAGUUAAGUUUAUCUGUCAGAAAAUGUAUGUGCUCUGCAGUUUUCUAUGUGGAGAAAUUCUCCUCAUAAUAUUUAUAACUUUACUAUUAUAAGAAUACUUUAAUAUUUGAUAUA
Molecule: messenger RNA, 1715 nt
Organism: Lolium rigidum
Lineage: Eukaryota; Viridiplantae; Streptophyta; Magnoliopsida; Poales; Poaceae
Product: probable protein phosphatase 2C 75
Exons: 5
Coding region: 27-1355 (442 amino acids)
Biological process (GO): protein dephosphorylation
Molecular function (GO): protein serine/threonine phosphatase activity
Source: RefSeq, a predicted model, not a curated record